AUGCCUAUCAAUUUAACAUGUUUGGACGCCUAUCCACCGUUACCAGUGAUUCCCACACUUGUCAAUAAUUCAAUAGCAGCAACAACUACUCAUCUGAGUUAUAAACCAGGUGCUGGUGGCUUAGCUCAAACCAUAUCGUCUUCAAUUAUCGAUUCCGUCUUCUCCAUCGAUGAUGUUCGAGCUUUGUUAAAAAGACUGUUCAGUAAUGAUAUCAAUUCAUUGAAUAAUUACUCUGAAAUAAGUCAAACGAAGCCCAUGCCUACGAUUAUUCUUUACACAAGUAUUGCUCUGGCAUUGUUUCUGAUACUCUCCUUAAUGUUCUGUAUCGUCUCGUGUGUCAGUUGUGGAAAACGAACCACAUAUAAACACAAGCGACGUCAAUCGAAAUCUACUCAAGUUUGCGUCUGUCUUCUAGUGCUCGUUUAUCUCUGUGGAAUAGGUGAUAUGAUCUAUGCAGCCUAUCGUGUGAAUAAAUCUAAAGUCGAUCUUGAUAAUACGAUCCAAUUCGUUAAUCGAGAAGUUUAUCCAAAAGCAGUUGUUGAUUAUUUAACACACAUAAUUCAUCAAAUUGAAAACUUAAACAACUAUCUUGCUCAACCGAAUUCCAUUCUGAUCAUGGCGUCGAAAUCUAUGAUCGUUCAAACGUUCGAUCGAGUCUUGACGGACAGAUACUACAUUAGAAAUAUGAGUCAAUCUCUGAAUGGUAUUGAUGCUGGCAUAAAAACUAUCGAUCAAAUCGUGGAAAGAACCGAGAACAUUUCUCAGGCAGCUAGAGAUCUGUAUAACGCCACCAAAAAGGAAUUUGUCUCGAUGAUUGAAUCAUUACAAAAGCCGUUAAACGAAGUGUGUACCUAUGCUACAGAUACUCAAACUGUCAUCGACACUAAGCUACAGCAAGCACUUGGUCUUCUGAAUCAAAAAGCAGUCGAUAUAAUCGAUCUUAUCAAACGAGAUGUUCUCAAUCCGAUAACAUCAUCCGGCAGUCAAACGUGGAUGGAUAGUGGCUUGGAAGAACAAAUUCGAAAAUAUACGAAUAUGACUGAAACAAUCUUUCUGGUAUUUCUGAUCUUUCUUACAGUGAUUCCAACUGGUUUUGCCAUCUUUGUUCUACUAUUCUGUUUGUGUGGAAGAGAUCAAAAGGAUUCAUUUAACAAAAUAUACAAUCAUAUCGGAAUGGAACGCAUCAAAACAUCAUCUGGAAAUUUUUCAUCGGACUAUCCUCAACGCAAAGAUGAGUAUGAAUAUAGUGGUUCGGAACGAUGCGGUGCGUUGCUUUGUUUCAUGCGCAUAGCAUUCACUCUCAUGAUUAUUAUGAUAAUUCCGAUGGCAGUUGUAACCGGCGUUUAUUACACGUUUGAUCUCGCAGUGCAUAGUGCGUGUCGAACAGUACACAAUGAUCGAUCAUUCUUGAUUCCCUUUGUCGCUGAACAAGUAAUUGGAACCGGUGGAUUUUUUACGAAUAAAACCGAAUUGGACACAGUUGCUACGAAUAUAAUUGACGAUUGUCAAGAUGGUGUACAUUUCAGUUCGAGAUUGCUCGAUAACUAUUGGCCGACGCUGCAACGCUACCUUACUGAUAUGAUGAAUGAAUUAAAUAAAGAAGUUUAUGAGCAGUUUAUAAAAUCCAUUCAUCAAAUCGACAUACCAGAUGAAAUUCGGUUAUUUGCUGAAUUUGUUAAUCAAACAAAUAUACUGGAUAUUUCCAAUGAAGUUCAACAGAUCGAGUCGGAUCUAAAUGCACUCAAUAGCGCAUUUGUGAAGGUCAAUGCCAGUGGAUCAGUAUUACCCGAAUACCUCAUCAGACCGACAGCUGUUCAAUUUCAAAAUUAUCUAGAAAACGUGGUCAAAGCAACGUCCGAUAGUUGCCCACUACCAUUAGAUACGAUUUAUGAGACAGAUAACGUAGUCUGUCAUCAACUAGGCAGUUCGCUUAGCGGUCUAUGGUUGAGUGCGUUCUUCUGCAUGUUUUUGGCCAUCUUUGGUCUAUGUAUCUUUGGUAUUUGGGUUUACAAACGAUCAGUUUAA
Molecule: messenger RNA, 2025 nt
Organism: Adineta ricciae
Lineage: Eukaryota; Metazoa; Rotifera; Eurotatoria; Adinetida; Adinetidae
Source: the annotation of a GenBank genome assembly